AUGGCCACUUACGAAACUCUAAUGAAGAAAUUACUAGAUCCUGUACCACAAUACGUUUUUAGUAUUAUCCCAGCUGUCUUGACAGCAGGUGCUGCACCAAAACAUGCUUUUUUGGAUAAAUUAAUAUGGGUAGGACAAUGUCUUAGUUGUCCAUUUAUGGGGUUACUUUACACCUGCAACGUAAAGAGUGAUGAAAUAACAACAUACUGGCUCCGCAAAUCUCAUUUUGUGGAGGUGAAAAUUAAAGGAGAGGAGAAAAUCGAAACAGAAAUCUCUGUCAGACCUGUUGGACAUCGCGCUAUGGUGAUAAUUAGAUCUGGAAAUAUCGCGAGAUUCGUUGAACAACAACCCAAUUCAAAUUCAUUGAGAGAAAGAUUGGAAAAAUUAUCCGAAUUGAACAAUACCGUGCUAGAAAGAUUGGAAGAAGAAUGCAUAGCAAAUGCCUCUGUGCUGGAAAGAUUAUCGUCGCUGACGUUGGCAUAUUAUAUAUUGAUCGGCAUAAUUGCUGGAAUAGCAAGAGUGAUAGGACCGUUCUCUUGUGAGGAUUGGCCAUAUAUACCAUUAGCGUUUUGUUGGACGCUAACAGCGAUCUACAGAAGAACAACGCACGGGGAAUUACUAGUAAAGGAUCCUGAGAAGAAGAUAAAAAGCGAAAAAAUAUAUGUAAUGAACUCCGACGACAAUGACAAUAAAGUACAAACACAUACCCGUGUUGUACUCACUUUUUUGGCAUCAAUGACAGUACCUUGGAUCUCAGUAUUCUUGGCCUACUUAACACCACCAGUCGGUUUUUUUUGUCGGAGCAAGUAUCUCACAGUGCUUUGUUCCAUAUGGUCAUUAAACAGUCUUGUUGCAUACAUCCACCAUUGGAUAGAAGAAAGAAACAAGACUGUUGAUCUUAUAAUUCAUGUGUGGCUUACUGUUUCCGGCGUGGCAGUAGCCAUGCUUUUAUUUGUUUUAGCUAUGCUAAUCAGUGAAAGUUUAUGGUGGGUAAGCCUGUUUGGAAAAUCUUGUGAUGAUUCGGGCAUAUGCUCAGUUUAG
Molecule: messenger RNA, 1041 nt
Organism: Ambispora gerdemannii
Lineage: Eukaryota; Fungi; Glomeromycota; Glomeromycetes; Archaeosporales; Ambisporaceae
Source: the annotation of a GenBank genome assembly